Bipolaris oryzae ATCC 44560 is the source of this 741-nucleotide messenger RNA. RefSeq lists its product as uncharacterized. The record is from RefSeq and is a predicted model, not a curated record. The coding region runs from base 1 to 741 and encodes 246 amino acids. The transcript is spliced from 3 exons. NCBI's taxonomy places the organism in Eukaryota, Fungi, Ascomycota, Dothideomycetes, Pleosporales, Pleosporaceae.
AUGCCUCAUUCCUACAAUGCACUCUUCGAGUCAAGCAUGACGACCACUGCCUCUAUGCUACCUUCUCGCUCUAAUGCAACACACAUCAUUGUGCCCAAGGCGAGCUGCCAGACCGCCUCCCGGUGCCCUGUUGACCUGGUCAAAUCCAAACACAUGGAGAUCGUUCUUGACUUUAAAUGGCUGGAUCAUAAAUGUGUCGAGUCAUUCUUGAGUAUUGUCAGCCAGCCAGAAAAAUUUCACGGAUUUCUUAUUGAUGAGAAGAACCUGAGAGAACAGCGACUGGCCGACUGGAUUAUCUCCAGUCCCGAAGAGGAGAACGUGGUGGGGUUAGAGGAGCCUCCUCCGUACACAAACGCGAAACACAAGCGGUCUCGAGGGGCGCAUUCCCACUCCUAUGCUGAGAACUCGUAUCCCCCUAACCGUAAAACUGACGUAAAUGACCCUUCUACGUUAAAGAACAACGUCCGCUGCGUAGUGCUCAAUCGCUUCCCCGCGAUGGUUGCCUCCUUUAUCGACCGCUUCCGCUCGGCCUCUCCAUCCUCAUCGUCCUCUAUCUAUCCAACCCCCCCCCCCCCCAAACAGCAGCACCUUCACUCAAAUCCAUCUGCCAACUCCGUUUGCCCCUUACAAAACGUGCCGUCAAACAUGCUGAAAAGAAACUCACCGCCAUUUCCAACGACAUAUAGUAUCAUGCAAAUUCCCUCCGUCUGGCAGCCGACAAGGAAUUCUUCGAAGCCGUGA